Molecule: messenger RNA, 1966 nt
Organism: Falco peregrinus (peregrine falcon)
Lineage: Eukaryota; Metazoa; Chordata; Aves; Falconiformes; Falconidae
Gene: INAVA
Product: innate immunity activator
Exons: 8
Coding region: 32-1675 (547 amino acids)
Biological process (GO): adherens junction maintenance; positive regulation of protein ubiquitination
Source: RefSeq, a predicted model, not a curated record
CCUGCUGUUGCCCGUAGGGUCCCGGCCCGGCAUGGGGGAGGUGAGCGACACCGACAGCGGGAUCAUGCUGCACUCGGGCCCCGACAGCCCCGUGUCGCCCCUGAAGGAGCGGGCGCAGGCAGGGCGCAGGCAGCAGGCGCUGGAGGCUCGGCUGGAGGGCUGCGUGCAGGAGCUGCGGCGGCUCUGCCUGCGCGAGGCGGAGCUGACGGGGACGCUGCCCUGUGAGUACCCUCUGAAAGCUGGCGAGAAGCCCCCCAAGGUCCGGCGCAGGAUCGGUGCUGCCUUCAAGCUGGAUGAGACCCUCGUUCUGCAUGGGGCGGACCCGCUGAGCGCCCUGGAGCGGGACCUGGCGCUGCAGCUGCAGAUCGCCAAGGCUGCCCGCCGCCUCUGCCGGGAGGAGAACAUCAGCAAGCGGCUCCGCAAGCGCCGGCAGACAGCAGCGCUGCUGGAGGAGCAGAAGCUGAAGGACCUGGAGAACAUCCUCAACCAGCGACGGCUCCUGGCUGGCCAACGGCCUUUGCCUGCUGGUGCUGGAACCAGUGCUGCUGAGGAGCUCAGCGCCUCCGACGAGAGCUCCCUGUCGGAUGCCGUCCUGCUGGAGGAGGAGGAGACACGGCUACCAGGACCUGCCACCCCACGGGGGUCCCCGUCCCCCGAGGAGCCCCCCGAGGGGGAGGGUUCAGGGCCCCCGCCGGCCUCCUCCAGCCCCUGGUGCGAGACCAGCCUCGACAGACCCUAUGAGAAGGCCAAAAAACCUGGCUUCGACCCCAGGGAUGGGGAAACCCGGGGGUCCCGGUGCUACCCCGGGUCCCCACCAGCCAUCCCUGCUACCCCCUCGGCCCCCGGCAGCCCUGACCCCACAGCCUCACUGGCACCCAGGACGGGGGACGUCCCCCCCUACCGCUUUGUCCCCAUCAGGACCCUGGUGCUGUGCCGGCAGGCGGGCUCCAGCGCUCCCAGCACCCCGGAGCCAUCGGGCCGGCGAGGACAGUCCCAGUCCCUGAGGGUAGAGGCGUGCUGGCAGCCCGGCGAGCCGCGGGGCCGCAGUGCCGUACCCCGCCGGCGCCCCACGUACUACACAGUGACGGUGCCCACCGCCUGCAUCCCGACCCCCGGCCCCGCCUGCCGCUCCGGCUCCGACGACAGCAUCUCCGACCUCUCCAGCAUCUCCCACGCCACCUCCCCGGGCAGCAGCAGCCCCGACGUCUCCUUCCCGCGCCCCAAAGUCCCACCACCCCUCGCCGAGCCGGGUUACUACCCCCGCGGUGCCCACCGGUUCCUGCCACCUGCCAGCCCCCCAGCUUUCCUCUACGAGCAGGAUCUGGCCCCGUUACGCUACCAGCGCCUGGUGCCCUCGCACAGCCGCAUCGUGCGCACCCCCUCGCUCAAGGACUACGCGCCGGCCGGGGGUCGGGGGCUCUCCAAGGCGGCUGUGACCGAGGAGCUCAAAUCAUGGCACCAGCGUGCCCGGCUGCGGGGUGCCCGUCCCCACUCCCUCGACCGGCAAGGGGCCUUUCGGGGACCCCGCGGUGGGACCACCAGGGACGUGCCCAUCACCCGUGGAGUCCUGCCGCGGACUCAGGCGCCCCCGGUACGUGUCCUGCGGCGCUCGGCGGACGGCGUGCCCGUGCAGGUCUACGUGCCUGAGAAUGGCGAGAUCGUCACACAAGUGUGAGCGUGGGGACCCCCACCCUGGGGGGGGCACAGCCUGGCUGGGCCAGGGCCAGGGCCGUCCCACAACCCUCCUCCCCCCCCAUCCCCCCCGUAUGAAGACACGGGUGGGAGGCACAGCCGCCCCCCAGCGCUCCUGGGGUGUGCGGCGCUGGGACAGGGUGGCUGGGGCUGGCCCCCACCCCCGUGUCCCCUCGCUGGCACUGUGACCCCGAUGCUGAUGGUGCCACCGCGAUGGGGGGCGUUGGUCUCUAAUAAAGGUGGUCGUUGAGGUGCUCCUGCCCUCGCCAGCCUC